AUGGAUGAGUCACUUCUGACAAGACUACGGCAGGAGACUAACUCAAACUUUCGUCAAUAUUUCUGCACCAUUCCUAGUGACCAGUAUGGUAUGCUCAAACUGAGCAGCCCAGCUACCAUCAGCAGUGACAGUCGUCCAUCCAUCUUCCCAUGUAACACACUCUGUUUUCUCCAUUAUAUUUCACAACAACAACAACAACAACAACAACAACAACAACAAUAA
Miscanthus lutarioriparius is the source of this 222-nucleotide messenger RNA. NCBI's taxonomy places the organism in Eukaryota, Viridiplantae, Streptophyta, Magnoliopsida, Poales, Poaceae. The record is from the annotation of a GenBank genome assembly.